GCUAAAAUUGCUAAGCUUGGCUUCAGAGAUUCCCAAGGUUCUGUACCUAUCGUAGUUAGCUCCAGGAUACAGAUAUCGCGCUUCAUCGUUUCCUUGAGCACGGUUCGUCUCCUUCCUGCUGCUGCGAGAACGUCUCUCAUUGCGUCGCACGACGACAUUCAGACGACAGAACCCAGACAAAGGCAAUCCAUCGUCAGGAAAUUUGGUCCAGUCACCGCAGAAUGUUACGCAAGCGACCCUGCAGCAGCGAGCGUGCUGGUCCGAUCGGUUAGGGUUCGCCCCUCUGCACCGUCGCCCCUUCCCUUCUUUCCCCCGUCACCCCUCUGCCCCUCCGCCCCUUCCGUCAGUCCGAUUAGGGUUGGCCGGCAAUGCCUCCCAAGCACUCGUCCUCCUCGCCCCUUCCAUCGCGCUCCUCCUCCCGUGCCUCCCUCUCCUCCCCCUCCCUCCCCCCCGCCUCGCCGUGUCUCUCAUGGCCAUCGCUCGCUCUCGCCGCUCUCAGCGUGACCGCGUUGGCCGUCUGUCUGCCCGCGCUCCACCGACGCCACUCCCACCUCGCGGAGGAAAUGUCCAUUUUAAAAGCACGCCUGGACGCUCGGACUGCGCGCGUGUCUGCAGCCGUUGAUCGGGUGGAGAGGUCGAUCUAUGAGCCAUAUCCUGGCUUGAAAUGGACCGACUGCCAUUCAAAGGCAGGCAUCAGCACCACCACAGACACCAGUGGCAAAGCCAGUCAUAGUGGUGCCAACGGUGCUGCUGCUGGUGCGGCUGACUACGGCACUGAAAACGCGGAUGGCAGCGCAGGUGCGCGUCUGCCGGGGUGCAUUCUGCAGAGUGACAGCCGGCAGGCGAGUGACUACGUGGAGGCGGCGGGGUACGACUACUUUGAGAAGAACGGCCGCGCCCUGCCCUUCUGGAUGGCGUCCAAAGCCAUCAAUCAGCUGUACGCAAGGCGCCACGGCUACCGCUACGUGAAUCAGGACACGCGGGAGUACAACAAAACUCGCCACCCCUCGUGGCUCAAGCUGCUGUUCCUGCGCGACCAGCUGCGCUGCUGCUGCGCGUGGGCGCUCUACCUGGACUCCGACGCCUAUCUGCGCAUGGACAACCACCGCCUCGCCAUCGAAGCGUGGCUCGCUGCCUUGCCAUUCACAGGAGCCUUCAACUGGAUAAGAGAUCGCUACGGCAUGGAGCUGACCAAUCAGACGUGGAUGCCGCAGUUCCCCAUUGCUCUGCUGGAUCCUUCUGUUGCUGACGUGGCAGCAUGCAGCCAAUCGGCAUCUCAGCCUGGCCCAUGCACGGAGGAGCCCUCGGAGCUGAUUGGUCUGUUUGCCCGGAAUUCAGGGGAGGAGAAUGGCGCCCCUGCUGCUCUCUUCAACGCCUCUCUCGAGUCCAUUAAUGCUGGGGUCAUGCUGCUCAGACGCUCUCGCCUCACUUUCCAGUUCCUGGACUCUUGGUACAACGAGGACCCUUCCAACCGCCACCUCAAGGAGGCCACGUGGGAGCAGAACCGACUCAACCGCAUUGCACCACUCUUCGCAAAGCACCUUGUCGUGGUGCCGUACCUAGAGCUGACAGGUCCCGAGGGCCGCCAGGUUCGACACAUGUGGUCGAUGGUGGGGCGGCACAGGGACGACACACUGAGGGCUGCUCUGCUAGGAGCGCUGCUGGCGAAUGAGGUGGCUGCUGGGGAGGACGAUUGGACGCCUAGGGAUGUGACUGAAAGGAGGGCACAUGACGAAAUGGAAGCAUGAUGUAUGAAUGCGCAGAUAAACCUAUGGCCGUUUGGGAAUCAUGGCUUGCAGUGUGAGGGCCAUGGUUAUCUGACCAAAUUGGCACUCGGAGCGCCGAGUUUUGAGGUUUGCAGACGGAAUCGUACUGUAAUCUCCCGGCAACAAUACCCCCCUGAAAAUGAGACCAUGGGGCUUCUUUCCAGACACGGGGUUUUUUUUCUGCAAAUACCUCGUGAGGACCCCCUUUUUAGGCAAAAUUCUUUUGAAGACCCCCCAUCUUUGUUUCUAGGAGAUUUUCCCGAGUAAUGUGGCCUUAAAUUGUGGUUUUGGGACAAAAAACGAGCUGAAAAAUU
Messenger RNA from Closterium sp. NIES-67, 2080 nucleotides. NCBI's taxonomy places the organism in Eukaryota, Viridiplantae, Streptophyta, Zygnematophyceae, Desmidiales, Closteriaceae. The record is from the annotation of a GenBank genome assembly.